Messenger RNA from Aphis gossypii (cotton aphid), 5624 nucleotides. Its product is annotated as leucine-rich repeats and immunoglobulin-like domains protein 2. Bases 371 to 1843 code for a protein of 490 amino acids. NCBI's taxonomy places the organism in Eukaryota, Metazoa, Arthropoda, Insecta, Hemiptera, Aphididae. The transcript has 9 exons. Gene Ontology annotation, molecular function: protein binding. The record is from RefSeq and is a predicted model, not a curated record.
AACAGUGAUUGUGCGCGUGAGUUGUCGCGUCCUACGUCUUCUUUCGUAUAUUUUGUUUUUUCGUCUACAAUUUGUAAAUUCUUGGGUCGUCCACAGUUCGAUAAACGUUAGAAAUUUUACGCCAACGAUUUGUGCCACGCCUUCGGAUAGAUUAGGUAUACUAUUUUAAUACUAUCAUAAAAUAAAGUGUCAUGAUAUCUUCGUCGUCGUCGUUAUCGGAUCACCGUUGCCUUGGUUGUAGCCUCCGGAAGUGACGCCCGGAAACACGCUCGAACAUGGACGAUAAUAAUAUUGUCAUUCCGGCUGUUGCCCGUCGCCGCCACCGCCGCCGUGUCAUCAACUACGCAGGUAUGGCGACCACCGGCUAGCGAUGGUGCCCACGUCGGUAUUGGUGUUCUGCGGCCUGCUGUUGGCCGUAUCCGUGGACCCGGCAUGGUCCGCCAGCGGCCCGGUCAUUCAGCAAUGUCCCACGCACGGCGAGAUUGCACCGUGUGUGUGCACAGUGAAGAAGAACGGUGGUCUGGACAUACUGUGCGAGUUCACCGACUUGCAGCACAUAUCCAAAACGAUGGCCGUGCUCAAAGGAAAACCGUCACUGGUCAUAUUCUACCUGAAGCUCCGGCACAACAACCUGCCCAAGUUGCAGGGUUUCGUCUUCCUGGGCAUGGACAUCCGGCACCUUACCAUACACAACAGCACAUUGGCCGUAGUCGAAGAGUCGUCGCUGAGCUCUAUCGGAAAAGCGCUCACCCAAUUAGAUUUGUCUCAGAAUUCGUUAAGCAGCGUACCGACUCCAGCGUUGAAAAGCCUAGAUCGAUUGCUGAUAUUUAAUUUGAACCACAACAAAAUCAGCGCUAUCCACGCAAAUGCUUUUGAGGGAAUGAGCACGCUGGAGAUAUUGACAUUGUACGAAAAUAGGCUUACCAACAUCGAGGCUAAUGCUUUCGCCGGCACAGAAAAAAAACUGAAACGAUUGAACAUUGGUGGUAACGAAUUGAGCCGAGUACCGACUGGAGCUCUACAAACAAUGGACAACUUAAAGAAAUUAGAAAUUCAAGAAAAUAAGAUUACGUCGAUCAGCGAAGGCGAUUUCAUAGGUUUACAAACAUUGGAUAUGCUGAUCCUAGCACACAAUUAUAUCAAACACAUUCCUGCCAAAGUAUUUCGACAUUUGCCUCUGCUAAACUCGUUGGAGUUAGACGGGAAUCAAAUAUCUAGUAUUGAUGAAGAGGCUUUUUUCGGUUUGGAAGAAAAUCUUCAAUAUUUGAGAUUGGGUGACAACAACUUGCAUACAAUACCAAGCGAAUCGCUCCGUCGUUUGCACAGACUUCGACACUUGGACCUUAAAGCAAACAACAUAUCACAUAUUGCCGAAGAUGCUUUCACAGGUUUUGGAGAUUCGAUCACGUUUUUGAAUUUACAAAAAAACGACAUUAAAACGUUACCAAUGAUGGCGUUCGAGAAUUUGAAUUCUUUGGAAAUAUUGAACCUGCAAAACAACAAACUGACGCGAGUUCCGGAAGAAGCGCUCGAGGCAAUCGUAGACACUGCAACUGUUAUUGAUAUUAUGGAUAACCCACUGAUUUGUGACUGUGACCUGCGCUGGUACAGGGAUUGGCUAAAAGAGUUACGUCACCGAGACGACGACGACAUCAUACAAAAGAAACACAUACUCUGCCUGAUGGAAGAUGAACACAGGGAAUUCAGUGUUUUGAAUUUGCCAGUGGAAAGAAUGAACUGCGUGGGUAAAAAAUACUCGUCGUCAGUCAACGGGAUCGGCGAAUCUAGAGUCCUGUCCCGCGUCCUAAUAGUUGUCGUCUUUGCUCUACACCAAUUCAAAUAAGCACAAUAGCGAACACACACACACACAAACACACACACACACACACACACACACACACACACCACACACACACACACACACACACAUACACACAAAUAUACAUACACACACACGCGCUUACACUCUGCAAAUGCACACGAGCUAUCUAAUAUUCACGCCAUAAUCGUAUAAAUAAAAUAUGUUUGUGUUAUACAUACGCAUAUUCAACAGCCAUGACCUCCCGAACUCGCGUUGAUAUUACUCGUAAAUACAUACUAUAUCUAACGUGCCAAUGUGCACUGUGUACAUGGCCCAGACCCGAGUAUAUACGGUAUACAUUAAGACGGGUACCUAAAUUAUUAUGUUAGGUACCUACAUGUACCUAUAUGAAUAAUAAUAUUCAAAAACGCGAUGAUAACUCAUUACCAGUUACUAAGCUUUGAAUAUCUCGACCACCGAAAUCGAUCGAACGGAGAGCGUCAAAAUUCGUGGUGUUAAGACCUACACUCGUCGCAUGAUAUUAUUGUUUUGUUUUUAUUUAUUUAUGUUGUUCUCCGUCUUUUGAAAAAAAAAAACAAUAACGAAACGACGCACCAUACCGACAACAGCCGUCAUUAUUGAUGCGAUACGAAUAUGUUUAAUAUCGAUAUCGAACCAACAUGACGAGACGGUCGUACAUACAAUACGAUUUCGAUGUGCCGACUACGAGUAUAAUAUAAUAUCACCUACAUACUCAGGUGUUUGUAUAUUUUUUUUAUUUUUUUUUUUUUUAUGUAUAUUUUUCGUUUAUCGUUCUUUCAAUUUGGCCGACAAACGUCGGACCUUUUGCCGACAACAUAUCAACCACAUAUCAUCCGUAUCGUACAUAUAAGUUUACAAUAUAUUAUAAAUAGGUAAUGAUAAUUUAAUCUUAACACAACAAUAUAUUAAUAAUAAUAUUAUAUUUUAUCGUCGCAGCCACACGGAAAACGUGUAGCGCGACUCUUAGCGUUUAGUGCUGUUUAGAGUACAAUGCAAUUUUAAGUGAAGUGUUUUUUUUUUCAUCGGAGACAUUAUACGCUUUUAAAAUAUCCAUCCCCGUGCGUGUCGUAUAUAAUUUAAUAAUCUAUACCAUAAUGUCGCAGCGUAGAGUGUACAACGCAAGCGUGCGCCACUCGGACACCGCAGUGGUUGUCGUGUAACCGGUGUAGGUACAAUAAUGGUGUACAUAGGUAAAACGAUUAGAACACGCUUCGGGAAUUCAUCGAUCGUUUUCGACGACGAUGACAGUGACGUCGAAUUCAUUAUAUUAUGGCAGCGUAUAGCGCUGUAGUAAUUAUUUUUAAUUUGAAAUUAUAGCCGUGGAAAAAAAACCCCAUCUAAACAAACACAGAACACGAAACCUUGAACUAAAUCGUUAAGUUUUAUUUAUUUAUUUAUUUUUUUUUUAUUCCUUUGCCAAGAUAAAAUUACCGUCAAAUUAUAAGUCACUACACAAUAUAACACGCGUGUGUGUGCCGCCAGCUAGCUACUUGUUGUGUGUCCAUACUCCAUAUCAUUAUCGUCGGGCUGUUGAUUUAAGAAACUUAACUAUUGAGGAUUACAACCGUCCAUUGGGAAUAUUUUUAAAACGACCGCGGUGUUUAAAAUCGUCCGAAAUCUAUCAACGACAAAUCGAAGUUUUUACCAUAUAGGUUAUCAACCCGUCAUACCCAUCGCACCUAGUACUACGACAAAUUUGGCGGCUCCAUAUAGACCUUAUAUUAUAAUAGACAAGAAAUUUGAAUUUGAAUGACAACAGCAUUAGGUAUGACAUGCGCAUAAACACAUUGCAAUGGUGUUGCCCGCCUUAACACCAGAUGUGCUAAUUUUACGAUAAUACGCUUUGCAAAUUACUGCACGCGUAUUAAAUUUCCGGCGUCGUCGGUGUUUCAGAAGUGAAAAAAAGGUAAAUAUUUGUUAGAACUAAUUGACUUUAUUAAUAAAAAAAAUGUAUGAUAUUUUUAUUAAAAUUAAAACAGAAAAUUAUAUGUGCCGAUAGAAAUACAGAACAGGGAAUCACAGAUAUUUUUAUUCAUUUCUAAACGUAAUUUAUUAAUUUAGUACAGUUAUUUCUGAUACCAAUUUUUAUUAUUAUUGAUACAAGCUAAUCCUCGUAGUUGGAUGAAUAAUGUUUAUCUUGAACGUGGGAUAUCCAUAGUACUAGCGCCUAGCAUUAAAAACAGACCUAUAAACAUCUCUUUUAACACGUCAAUAAUACAUUUGUAAGUUGUAACCCAUGUUUUAGUUAAAAAUUAAAUUCAAAAUUAAUUAUUCGGGCAUUCGAAUUCGGACAGCGGAUGGUAAAGUAGAGGGAAAACACACACUCAUAGUAUAUAAUGGCAUAAAUACAUAAUAUUAUCAUUGGUUAUAAAUACUGGUAUUUAUAAUCAAUGAUAUUUUAUGGCAACGAUCAUUUAUAGUCACUCAGUUACGGAAAAACGCCUUCUAUCUUUCUUACCCCGAAGUGCAAUCACCUCUUGUCUAUUAGCAUAAGGCAUAAAGAGGUCUAUAUGGCAGCAAUAUUAAACAUAUUAAUAUAAUAAUAAUAUUAUUAUAUAGCUAUGUAAGUAAUCAAAAUUACUGGUCGGCGAGCAUUUGACGUACAGACACUGCAUCGUACGCGUGUUGCACAUAAAAAUAUCAUAAUUAUACAUACUAUUAUACAAUAUUGUUCAACCGCAUAGGUAUACCCAUUCCGCUAUAUAUUUUAUUCACGUGAUAUUUUCCUAUUUAAAUUUUGAUUUGAUUUUCGGUUUUUAUAAUAGCGUCUUAUAUUAUAAGUAUUUAGUAUCUACUUUAUUAUAUCAUGCACGUAUAAAGAUGAGAUUAAAUGCGCUAUUUAAUAAUAUACCUAUAUAAAUAUGAUAACUAUUAGCCAAAUACGGUUUUAAAUUUAGGAAUUUUGUAGAUGAGGAAUACUAUAGCUGAACAAAAAAUUGAUUUUAACUUUUAAGUCAUAAUUUAGUUAUUAUAUAUACUUGUAGGAAUGUUUGAAGAGUGUUAUUUACAUAUUAUACGAUUGAUUAUAAUAUUAUUAUCAUUAAUAUUUAAGCUUAAAAACCAUUCGCAAUACAUAUCUUAAUAAAUUACGUAACGACGAAAGCUUAUGAUUCUUUGUAAAACCCGGCGGGACGUUUGUGGAAUAACAUUAAAAAAUAAAAUAAAAUGUUUUAAAAAAACAUCCAUAAAACAAAAAUUAAGUACCAUCAAUUGUGUCGUGUCAAAAGGUCGUUAUCGGCAUCGUCUCGCGGGGUAUUGUCAAAGACAUAAUUAGCAUACGACUUACGUAAUUUUAAAUACAUUUAUAUGUGAUUUAUGAGUUUAUAUAUUUUAAGACUAUUAGGAUAUAACAACUAUUAUUAUUAUUAUUAUUAUAUAAACAUAAUAACUAUAUUGAUCAAUAUAGACUUUUAACAGCGAUACAUAUCUAUAAAAUGCAUAUCCCAAAUGUAAUCUUUUUUUUAUUAUUAUUAUAACUAUAUCAUUAUAUUGUAUUUAUAUUAUUAUUAUUAUUAUUAUUAUUAUAAUUAUUAUUAAAAAUUAUUAUUAUCGUACGCAUAUUUUAAUAUUGUUGUAUUUUCGUAAUAUUAUUAUAAUAUCAAUAUCGUGGAUAUAAUAUUAAAGUAGUAGUGUAGAGUGUUAUUAAUUUAAUAUGCAUUUACAUCACGUAUCGUAUACAUAUCCGUAAUAAGAACCAUCAUUAUUAUAUAAUAUAACGGAGUAAGGCCAUGUUUUUAUGUGAGUUUUUCUCUUUUGAAAUAAAUUUAAAAAAAAAAAAUAA